UAAAAGUAUCAUUUUACACUCCAUCGUACACAUAUCAUUUUUUAUGAACCCAACGUGCUUCAGCGAUCUCAGCAAAACAAUAUGGCGUGCAACUCAGCAGCUUGCAAGUCCGGGUGCGACGCCUACAGCGAAGAUGGAGAGAAAGAACACCAGAGUCGGCCGACGACUGAUUGUAACGGAGACGCGCCGGUUUCAAACAGCACCGAGCCGUCUCGCAACCGCAUCUGCGUAAAAUGUAAAAUUAAUGAAACAAUCGCUGCAAGUGGCGUUGGCGCAGGUAUUAGAGGAGAUGGGGGUAGGUUCUGUGCUGAUUGUUUCAAAAGUAAUCUAUAUUGGAAGUUCAGGUUUUCUGUUACCUCCAAUGAUAUGAUCUCGCCUGCCGAUAACGUCCUUGUAGCCUUCUCCGGCGGCCCCUCUUCCAGAGUGGCUCUUCACUUUGUAAGUGAGAUGCAGGAUAAAGCUCAGAAGAACUUUGAAGCCAGUAGGGACCGAGCAUUACCCGUUUUUGGUGUUGGGGUUGCCUUUGUUGAUGAACAAUCAGUCUCGGCAAUCCCUCAUCACGAAUUUGAUAAAGCAAUUGAACAUAUGAAACUGAUCAUUUCAAAUCUUCCCCCACCACUGAAACAGUUCCAUGUUGUCCCUACUGAGUCUGUUUACUCAUUAAAACCUGCUGAUGGAAGAGAGCGGCUGAAAAAGUUGAUUGAUGUCAUUACUGAUACGACAGGAAAAGAAGAUCUCUUGGAGCAUAUGCGUAUGUUGGCCUUGCAAAAGAUUGCUAUUGAAAAUGGAUAUACCAAAAUUGUGCUAGGAAAGUGCACAUCAAGGAUUGCUUGUCAUGUGCUUGAAGCAACUGUCAAGGGAAAAGGUUACUCUUUAGCUGCGGAUAUCCAGUAUGUUGAUGCAAGGUGGGAAGUUCCAGUACUGUCCCCCCUACGCGAUUGCUUUUCUCAUGAGAUAGAUUUGCUGUGCUGCCUGGAAAGUAAUACAUUUUGGCAGGGCAGUUUAAAGACAGUGGAAUUGUUUGACCGUCCACGUUCAGGCAUCAAUGGUCUAGUCUCCUCAUUUGUGAAAUUAUUGCAGGAGGAGAAUUUGUCCAGAGAGAGCACGAUUGUAAGAACGGCCGGAAAGCUUACCCCUUUUCAUUUCAAUAGGAUUCCAGAAGAUGAUAAAUGUUAUGGUCCAACAGCAUCUCAGAGGAGACGGAAGAAACAAAAUCUCAAAACAGAUCCUUUGCUUUCGCAAGAGUCAUUCUGUCCUAUUUGCAAUAGCCCAGUCAAAAUGUCUGACAUAGUAAAUAUGGCACGUUCUGAAAAUGUUCAAACCAGUAUGGAUCUUGUGGAGUUAUGUUGCCUGAGUUGCCGGUUUCAGAUUUUACCUGCAGAGAUCUCAUCUACGAACGCUUUUUAUUCACUCCUACCAGAUCCAAUAAUUUCUCGAGCAAAAGAUGCGAGGUCUAUCAAUCAAAGCCUCCUGCUAAGAGAGCAAAUAGAGGACUGCUUGCUAUCAGACACUGAAGAUGAGACCUAGACAUGUGUAUGCAAUUUAUUGUCUACAAAGAAUCUGGCAUGAAGUCAUAGACCAGUUUAAGUGGAAAAUUUAGUGUUCAUCCCAAAGAGAUUUGGAAAAGUUAAUCUGUGUUUCUAAUUUAUUUUUCCUAAUUUUGGAUGUGUUAUUACUUUCUAGCAAUUUUUGUGUUAGAUGUAUGCUUACCUCACUUUGCAAGGUUGACUACUGACUACAUGUUCGUGUUAGUAAAAGAAAAAAAUGUUGUGACUAAUUUUACUUUAAGAAGUUUAAUGG
Cuscuta europaea is the source of this 1800-nucleotide messenger RNA. The record is from the annotation of a GenBank genome assembly. Lineage: Eukaryota; Viridiplantae; Streptophyta; Magnoliopsida; Solanales; Convolvulaceae.